Molecule: messenger RNA, 5060 nt
Organism: Mercenaria mercenaria
Lineage: Eukaryota; Metazoa; Mollusca; Bivalvia; Venerida; Veneridae
Product: ankyrin-3-like
Exons: 16
Coding region: 3288-5003 (571 amino acids)
Cellular component (GO): cytoplasm
Molecular function (GO): protein binding
Source: RefSeq, a predicted model, not a curated record
UUAGGGAAAGGGUGGUAUUCGUGUCCGGGCCAUAACUUUGACAUGCAUGGUCCGAUUUCAGAAUAAUUUGACACAAAUGAUAAGCAUGGAUAGACGAUGUGUCAAGCGCAAAACUAUUUCAUUAGCUCAAAGGUCAAGGUCACAGUCCUUGGUUGAACUUAGCCAAUUUUCACUACAUAAGUGGUCUUCGUGUACGAGCCAUAACUUUGACAUGCAUGGUCCGAUUUCAGAAUAAUUUGACACAAAUGAUAAGCAUAGAUAGAGGAUGUGUCUUGUGCAAAAACCAUUCACUAGCUGCUCAAAGGUUAAGGUCACAGUCCUUGGUUGAACUUUGCCAAUUUUCACUACUUCUACAGAUUACUAAAUUUUCUGAUUUCCUACAAUAUUUUUUUGUAAAUAAAUAGGGCCAAGGGUCCUUCUUUUAGUUUGUGAGCAGUACCAUGCCUGUGACCUUUCUCAUGUUGCGGGGGCAUCCGUGUCUGACACAUUUCUAGUUUAUAUAUGUUAUUAUAAUUCUGUAUAUAGUAGAUACUUUGAAAACUUCUUGUCAGAAAACGAAAUAAUUUCACAUCUAUUACUCAGUCAAGUGAGCGAUCUAGGACCACCAUUGCCCUCUUGUUUUUAGCUGAUCUGAUUUUUUGAAAAAAAAAUGAUGAGUUAUUGUGAUCACUUGAUCGGCGUCGGCGUUUAAGACAUUGCCUGGUUAAGUUUUAUCAUUUAUGUUUAGGUCAGCUUUUCUCCUAAACUAUCAAAAGCUAUUGCCUUAAAACUUGCAACACUUGUUCACCAUCAAUAGCUGAUUCUGUACUGCAAGAAACUUAACUCCAUCCUGCUUUUUGCAAGAAUUAUGACCUCUUUUGGACUUAGAAAAUAUCAGAUUUCUUGGGUUAAGUUUUAUGUUUAGGUCAGCUUUUCUCCUAAACUAUCAAAACUAUUGCUUUAAAACUUGCAACACUUGUUCACCAUCAAAAGCUGACUCUGUACGUACAGCAAGAAGCAUAACUUCAUCCUGCUUUUUGCAAGAAUUAUGGCCCCUUUUGGACUUAGAAAAUAUUAGAUUUCUUGGUUAAGUUUUGCGUUUAGGUCAACUUUUCUCCUUUACGGUUAAAGCUAUUGCUUUAAAACUUGCAACACUUGUUCACCAUCAAAAGCUGACACUGCACAGCAAGUACCAUAACUGUACAUUGCUUUUUGCAAGAAUUAUGGCCCCUUUUGGACUUAGAAAAUCAUGGGUAGGUCAGUAUUUCUAUUAUACAGAGACAAAAAAUCAGAUGAGCGUCUGGCAAGGCGGUGCUCUUGUUUUUGUCUGGUCUAAAGUGUUUGGUAUGCAUUGAACUUGAUAAAACACUCAUUAUAUCAAGCCAGCGUGUCCCUUGCUCUUGGGUUAAGUUCACAUUUAGGGUUCAGUCUGUAUGUUCUUUUGUGAAAGUGCUGGUGGUAAACCACAGGACACAUGCUUCAGUCUCCUUGCAACACACAGCUGGGUAGUGUGUCUGGACAUAUUUCCAGACUUAACUUAAAUUUUGGGCUGAAAAUGCAUACUGUGAAGUCAUUAAUAUUUGUGGGGGACUAAUUUUCGUGGAUUCCGUGGUUGAGUCAAUCCAUGAAAUUUAAUCCCAAUGAAAAGUAAAAAUCCCAUUCAUUUUAUGUUCAAAAGUUGAAAUCCACGAAUUCGUACCCCCAAGAAAUUGCCAUUUUGACCAAAACCACGAAAUUUCAUGCCCAGGAAAUUAAAUGAUUUUACAGUAUUACCAGUUCUGCAUAAUAAUACUAAUUUUUAGGACACUACUUCACAAAAGAAGUCUUUGAUGUAAUUGUCAGGACGCCAAUUCAUUCCCUGGUUUACAUUGAGACAAUUAAUAUUCCUGUCAGAAUCUGAUGUUGAUUUCUUAUAAUAUUUGUUAUCCUUUGCUGCAGAGUUGCUGCCUGACUGCAUGUUAAAUAUCCAUACAUUUAAUUUCCUUGGUGCAUGUCAUGGGGAUAGGGACAGAUUAUAUAAAGUAACUAACUUUCUGUUAUAAAAGAAAUCCACACGAUCAAUAGACCUUUACUUGUUACUCUUAACACAAUAACUUGUUACUCUUAACACAAUAUCGGUGGAGAUAUAAUGGGGUGAACUUUUCAAUCAUCACUUAACUACAGUCAGGGAAUUUUAGAGGAACUGAUGACAGACUUGUAGCUCUUGGGGCCUGUCAUUAUAAGAUGAUCUAAGAGCAUGUGAAAAUGGCAGCAACCCUUAGUGAUUUUGUUUGUUCAGUGAGAAGAAUUUGACUGGUUUAUGUAGUUUGAGCACAGGUUGGAUAUGUAAUUGGUCCAUUCAAAUGAUUAGCAUUUGCCAUGUUUGGGAAUAAUUUGGCCUGAAUAUGAUACCCAUUUGCACUAGUAAUUACAAAGUCAAAUACAUUCAGCAUGUCAAUUUGCAUCAGAAGAAACAGCUUUUAAUUUGAUAGAUUAAGCAACCUUUCUGACUAAAUUUAUAUUAAAAUCGGGCGUGCAUUCCCCUUUGUCAUCAUCAUUUUCAGAGAAAAUUUCUAAGACUGUUUUCUUCAGCUGAGUUUUACUAUUACAUACAUUGGAAUGUAUCUAAUAUAAGGCCUUGUUGAGCAAUGAAAUAUAUGAUAAAUGUGAAUGUCUUGGAGAGAUAAAUUUUAUUAGAUAUGUUCAUGUGAUAUCCAUUUAGCAUAUUGAGCCAUGAUCAAUCUGUGUGACUUAAGUAUAGCAGUAAUUAAGUCUAUAGUACAUUAUGUUGUUUAUUUGUAAAUAAAUUCUGCAAGUAAUAACUGUUAUUUUUAAUAACCAAAUUAUUCAAAAUUAUAAACAAUAUUGUGUUAUAAUUAUUGGAGUGAUAUAUCUGAUCCAGACAAAAAACUGAUUAACCUAACAUGAUUAAAGGGACAUAUUGUUGUGUGUUGGUGACAUUUGAUUCCAAUAAAGGACAAUAUUGAGAAAACCCCUAGAGAGGACUAACAACCCUGUUUAAACAGGGAUGAAUCAUUUUCUAAUGAUUCACAGAAGUCAGAACAAUCAAUGCUGGCUCACUGAUUAUUGCAUUGGACUUAUGUUGCAUGGAGUUUAAGGGAGACAUAUUUUGCAACAUGUGGCUUAAAAGCUUGUAGUGUUUUCUGUUGACGGAAUUAUAAACGGACUGCAGGAUUUCUUGUCAUAUUAGUACAGGUUCAUAUUGGAUACAUGAACGGCUGCAGCAAGAGGGAAAGUUAAAGGAAAGAUCAUCCUGAGUCAGAGAUUAAAACAGACUGAAUAUCUUGCAUGAACACUAGAGCAUAAUUAUGGAGUUUGAAGAGGUGGAUAUACAGUCUAUCAGAUUUCUGUGUUCUGAUGGCGGCUUGCUGCAAUCCAGCUUGUGUCCGGAUAUCACAUGUAAGCUACCAGAGGGCGCUCUUACAAUCGGCAAAAAAAGUUUUUGUAGGGUUUCUAUACAGGUGAUGAAUACAGAUGAGUCGGUACUACACCGACAUAUGGGGAAAGAUGCUUUUGUCUCACCUAUAGUUGUCAUUGAACCUGUAAGAAGAAAGUUCCACAAGUCUUUGACCAAAACAAUUCCUCUACCAGGCUUUGGAGUUAAGAAAUUUGAAAGUAAAAAUGUGAGGAUACUGUUCAGUAUAACAGGGUCAGAUGAGAAUUCUGAUUGGCAAGAUAUUAGUUCAGCAGUGAGUGAGAAGGCCCUGGAUGAGGCAGUGGAACACGGAAAGCUGUUCAUAGAACAUGUAGUCACUGGCAGGUUUGCUGUUGUGUGUUGUGAGAACAGUAUUAUGGAUGUACCAGAGACUAUGACAGAAAUGAUGAGAUCUUGUAUGAAUGGAGGUCUUUGUGCUGCUUGUAAUGACCAGCCCCACCUGGACCUGUUGCAUGCUGCAAAACUGGCUGAUGUUUCUGCACUGAAAGCCUGUCUCUCGUCAGAAGGCAUGGACAUUAACUACCAGAAUAAGGGAGGUCAGACGGCCCUACAUAUUGCCUGUAAGGAGGGAAAUGUAAACAUUGUUAAAGAAUUGCUCAACCACAGUGCGGACACCAACUUAUAUACUCAGAAAGGCAACACACCUAUACAUCUGGCAUGUUACUAUGGUCACCUUAAUGUUGUUGAACUUCUGCUAGAUAAUGGCUGUGAUGUCAACCAACCUUCUAAAGAUUCUAGAUUUCCACCAUUAUACCCAGCUAUAAUGGAGAUGCAGUGUGAUAUAGUUAGAUUGUUAUUGUCAAGGGAAGCUGAUGUCACCUGGAUGUCUCAGGAUGGCCUAUCAUUAUUGUUGAUUGCAGUGUUCAGUACCUAUGACAGGGAAAAGACUGUUGCCAUGUUACAGUUACUGUUAAAGGAAGUAGAUCAAACUAAAUUGUUGCUUAGCGACCAAUUAAGGAACAGAGGUUUCUGUUGCCACGGUGAAGCCUUACUGUAUAGUGUAACUACCAGACAAGCAGCAAAGGAUCUCAUUGGUCCAGUCAGACACAAACUAGCCAGUUACAGCAAAGAUCUCUGGCAGAAAGAUUUAGAUAGCAUAGAGAACUGUGAAGGGAAAACAAAAGAAUAUUUACACACAGUAAAGCAUGGCGUAUUGCUGAAAGUUUCAGAAAUGUUGUCGCAGAAUAACGAGCUUCACUUACAAUACACAGAGAGAGAUUUGUCAGACUUACACUGUGCCUGUCAUUGUGGUCAUGCAGAUGUUACAGAAAAACUGAUCUCUCAUGGAGCAGAUGUCAAUCUUCGUACAAAGGGAGGUCUUACCUGCCUAUAUCUGGCAGCUCAAGGCGGUAAUAUGGAAAUUGUGAAAAAAUUGUUGAAGGCAGGGGCAGAAACAAAUACUGUUAACCAGUACGGACUAAGUGCCAGUGAUAUUGCCACGGAGAUAGGCCGCUUAGACAUUGUAUCAACAAUUAAAGACUUUACCAUCAGGAAUGAAUAUCAGUUAUCACAAAAAACUAACAGUAGUGCCAGUAAACCAAAAAGCAAGGAAGACAUUGCUGUGAAAAAGUGCUGCUCUAUACUCUGACCAUUUCUCCAAGCUUUUUUGGUGUACGCUUCAGUGUAAGGUGUCAUAUCAGUGAAC